Mercurialis annua (annual mercury) is the source of this 3812-nucleotide messenger RNA. RefSeq lists its product as uncharacterized. The record is from RefSeq and is a predicted model, not a curated record. Bases 1513 to 3708 code for a protein of 731 amino acids. The transcript has a single exon. Lineage: Eukaryota; Viridiplantae; Streptophyta; Magnoliopsida; Malpighiales; Euphorbiaceae. Gene Ontology annotation, molecular function: protein binding.
CAAAAUUGUAAAGUGUGUGGUUAAUUAUAAAGUGAAAUUUACCAUAUUUAUUAAUGAAUCUCCCCUGAGAUUCAACUUAUUUUUAAAUUAUGUAUGGUAACACAUAGAUUAAACAUGUGAUUCAUUUCAAAUGAAAUAAAAUGAAUUGAAUAGUCUUUGACUUAGCAAUAUGAAUUGUCCGUCUGUAUGCUUGAGAAUCAUGGUGCCACUUCUCACUCGUCCACAAUCCUUUCAAGUACACGUUGGAUUAAUAAAUAAAAAAUAAAAUAGUUUCUAAUUUUGUUCCAUUUCUCAAGUUGACAUUUUAAUAAAUUUUUAGUUUCAAUUAUAAUCCUUAUAAUUUUAAGCUACAAAAAUCAACUAAUUUUUUAACAAAAAUCUAGGGAGCUAAUUUCUUCUUUUAUAAAUUUUUUAAAUCUAAUUAUCCUAAAUAUUUAUUCUAAAUUUAAUUUUUUUCCUAAAUAGACUGGGCCAAUCACUUUAAAACACGUCUCAUUAAAUGACGGUAUCAAUGUAAUUUUGUUUGCUAAACUCACAAGGAAAAAAGCAUUUACUUUCAUAUGAAUAUAUAAGUCAAAAUUAAAUUUAUAAUUAGUCUCAUGAUCACAACUAGGGGUGUGACUGAGUCGAGCUAACUCGCAAGCUACUCGGGAUUGACUUGAAAAGUACUCGAAAUAUUCGGGAUUGAAUCGAGCUCGAGUUCAAGCUACUCGAGUUAAUUAUCGAGUCGAAUUCGAGCUCCAAAAUACAUGACUCGAUGAGCUCGCGAGCCUAAUCGAGUUUUGGUUAAUUUACCUUUUUACCCUUUAUAUUUAUACAUAUUUAUAAAAAUACCGUCAAUUUAAUAUUAAAAUAUAAUUUUUAAAUAUUUAUAUAGAUAAUCGUGUCGAGUCGAUUCGAACUCGAGUCUCAAUUAUUCUAUCGAAUUCGAGCCCGAGUUUCUAAAAUGAAAAUCAAUCAAGUUCGUGUCGAGUUUCGAGUUUCAGAUUUUUGAGUCUAGCUCGAGCUUGGUAGUGUUUCGACUCGACUCGACUUGCUUACACUCCAAAUCACAACGAUUGAGAUCGUUGUCGAGAUGUUGAAAUCGCAUUCGAUUCAAAAAUUUAAGAGCCCUUCUAUUAAUUUAUUGUCGAUGAUAUAUCAAAACAAAGUUAACAUAUUGACCCCACGCCAUGAGUUUCAUAAAUAUUGUUAACUUUUAAUAUACCCAAACCGGCCAAUACACACCACUAAUUAGGACUUGUUUUGUCAGUUUAUUAAUUAUUUAAUAAAUUAGGAAUUGUUUUUUGAGUUUUUUAGUAAUUGCUUAAAUAGAAAACCUAAUCCAAAUUGGAAUAUAGUAAAGACUUGAUGUCCAAGUUAAAAACAAAUUCACUAAUCGUUUUCCUAAAGGGUAAAAAAUAAAUCAGUUCUAUAAAUAUGUCAUCAAGUCAUUAAUUUCUUCAUUAUCAAACUGUUUCAGAGUUUUUUCUCUUUAUCAGAACAUUCUUGAUCAGAGUUUUUACACUCAGCAUGGCAGCCAUAGAUGAGCAUCCAUGGCUUGUAUUCUUCCAUGAAAAGCCUGACCAGUUUCAGAGUUUUUUCUCUUUAUCAGAACAUUCUUGCCAGAGACGGAGCAUUCCUCAGCUACAUGGUAAGACUGUGGCGCACUGCAACUUUGGAUGGCUGGUUUUACUUGAUAAAUAUUCUGAUGACUGCUUUCUAUUCAACCCGACAUCCAUGCUCCGAAUUCAAUUGCCUCCUUGCGGAUCGUUGCGAUCUCAGGAAUAUUACUGUCUCCUUACUGCACCUCCCACAGAUUCAAACUGUGUGAUUCUGUUUUCAACUAAUCCUGCAGAUUCCAUCGUUUCGUUUCAAUUUCUGAAGCUUGGAGACACUCGCUGGUCUUUUCAGGACUUGCAGUUUCCUAGCGACAGCGAUCAACCUGGAAUAGUGAGUAAUCUAGUUUCUUGUCAAGGAAAGGUUUAUGCUCAUGCUUGGCCGGAGAAUGUGUUUAGUCUUGCCGUCGAUGCCGGUACAAUUACGGUUGAGGAUUUGAAGAUGGCGGAAAUUCCGUGGCAGUCGAGGCUACCGGGGUUUAGUGGUUUGUUAAUAGAAUCGGUGGAAUCGUGUGGCGAGGUCUUUCGUGUAGAAUUCUUAAUCUUUGGUUUUCUUUUAGAUCCACUAGAUAUUUUUUAUUUUCGAGUUUUGAAGCUUGAUUUUUCCAGAAACGAUUGGGUAGAAGUCAAAAGCAUAGGCGAUCGAGCAUUUUUUAUUACUGCCGGUCUUCGUACUCCUACCAAUUUCUCAUGCUCAACUAAACAUUCAAACAUCAGAGGUAAUACUAUUUAUUUCACACUGCCUCAGGACAAGACUUUAUACGCAUUUCAUCUGGAAGAAGAAAGCAUCACCACUUAUAUGCCUUGCCCCGCUCCUCAAAGUGACUGUUCCCGGCCGAUAUGGCUAUUAGCUCACUCUCAUAGCCUCACUUCCGUCGACAAGCUUCAGCUUCCGAGUGUCCUGAAAGCAGGAAACGAAAAGAUAAUAGACGAUGAACAAGAGGAGACUUGGUCGGCUCUUCCAAGUGAGCUUCUGUCUCUAAUCAGCUCAACACUUUCGGGUCCAGACACCUUGAACUUCAAUUUUGUUUGCAAAUCAUGGCAGUCUGUUUCGCUUCUAACUCCUUGUACAACCCAAUUGAUCGAGCCGUCAAAAACAUUGUCAGAUAUCCCUCAAUUUCCGUUACUAUUGUUCCUCGGACGUGAUGAUGAUAGGCCAGUCUGCAAUUUUUAUAAUGCUCUAAACAACACUGCCUACACACUAAAUGUACCAGAGAUUGGCAAUGCAAGAGUCCGAUUCUCGAAAAAUGGAUGGCUACUUAUGUCUAGAGGUGACAUUGAAAUGUUCUUUCUCAAUCCCUUAACCAAACAAAGAAUUGAUCUUCCUGAACUGAACACUUCUUACAAGUUUCAUGGAGUUUCUUUCUCUGCACCUCCAACUUCAUCCGAUUGUGUAGUGCUUGGCGUCUACACUGGAUAUCUAUGGGACCAAUUAUGUAUAACCUUUAUACGCCAUGGUGAAACAGAUUGGACUUGUUUUGAGCUUAACGAGUAUUCCAAAUUCAUUAUAUCUCAUUCCAAUCCUGUCUUUUAUGAUGGGCUCUUUUAUUGUUUAGGAAGAAAUGGAAGGUUGGGAACUUUUGAUCCUCAGAAAGAUGAUGAAACCGGAUGGACUCUUCUUCCUUCGCCGGAAAAUCCGUGUGUCUCAUCCCGGAGAAACUAUUUGAUAGAGUGCAAUGGAGAUUUGCUCUCAGUUUUUGAAGGUUCUUCAGGAAAGUACAUUAAAGUUUUCAAGCUUGACAAGCAAUCAAUGUCAUGGCAGAAAGUUGAUAGCUUAGGAGAUGAAACUGUACUGUUUGUAAGUCGCACAACUUCAUUUUCAGCACAAAGCAAAGCUCCAAGAAUCGGUAACAAAGUCUUUUUUCCAAGAUUCAGAGACGGCUACUGUGAUUUCUAUUCUUUGGUAACAAAUAAAUUUCACUGCUUGAAGAUUGAUAUGGCCAGAGAUGAUUUUUACGGCACGACGGAGAAGUUGCAUUGCGGCUGGUUUGAACCUAACUUUCAGACACAUUCUGAUGAAGAGCUCCAAUGGUGUGUUUAUUCAAGUGAUUCUGAUUCUGAGUCUCAUUCUGAUUCUGAUUCUAAUUCUAAUUCUGAAGAAGAAAACUGAUUAUGUUUUAUGUAUUGACUGUUUGUUGCUUAAUUUAAUUUUUUAAUGAGAAUAUCCAUAUUCUGCACUGCUAAAAUAUCAAUGGAAAGAUGCAGCUUUUGAUA